This is a messenger RNA of Cuculus canorus (common cuckoo), 2150 nucleotides long. Its product is annotated as leucine-rich repeat-containing protein 3. NCBI's taxonomy places the organism in Eukaryota, Metazoa, Chordata, Aves, Cuculiformes, Cuculidae. Gene Ontology annotation, molecular function: protein binding. The record is from RefSeq and is a predicted model, not a curated record. The transcript is spliced from 2 exons. Bases 75 to 1124 code for a protein of 349 amino acids.
GGGGAGGCCCUGGCCCAGGGUGCCCAGAGCAGUGGGGGCUGCCCCAUCCCUGGAGGGGUUCCAGGCCAGGUUGGAUGGGGCUCGGAGCCCCUGAUCCAGUGGGAGGUGUCCCUGCCCAUGGCAGGGGUGGGACUGGAUGGGCUCUGAGGUCCCCUCCACCCCAGCCCCGAGGGCUCCGCUCCCCGCCCCAGCCCCGCCCCGCGGGCACCGGCGGGAGCAGCCGCGGAGCCGAAGCGGAGCCGAAGCGGAGCGGGGCCGCAAUGGGAGAGGCUUUGCAGGAGCGCAGAGGAACCGUCCUGCUGCCCAGGAGCUGCUGCAGCCGCCGGGGAACCGUCAGCAGUCAUGCCGAGCUGGCCUGGUGCAAGAUGACCCUCAUGACCACACCAGCGGCCAGAGUGGCCCAGGCUUUCUUUUGCCUCCUGCUGUGCAUCCCCUGGAGCAGCUCCUGCCCCCCGAGCUGCCAGUGCACAGAGCGGGCAGGGGCGAAGGCCGUCCUCUGCAGCUCCCGGCACUUGGAGGAGAUCCCCAAAGACAUCCCCAAAGACGCCGUGUUCCUCAAGCUGGAUGCCAACAGCAUCACCAGGAUCCCCAGCAAUGCCUUCAGGCACCUGUCCCACCUGGAGGAACUCGAUCUCUCCAGGAAUGCCAUCGAGAAGAUCGAUAGGGCGGCUUUCAAAGGGGUGGGUGCGGGGCUGCGUACCCUCGACCUCUCCAGCAACCGCAUCCGCAACGUCCCCAAGGAGGCCUUGCUGGCUCUCAAUGCCAAGCUCCGGCUGGCCAACAACCCCUGGCACUGCGAGUGCGCCUUACAGGAGGUGCUGUGGGAGGCACGGUUGGACCCUGACUCCGUCCAGGACAUCACCUGCCACACGGCUCCACGCGAGGAGUACGUGGGCAAACCACUGCUCCAGGUCCUGGAUGCUGGCGUCAACUUCUGCAGCGUCCGUCAGAGGACCAUGGACGUGGCUAUGUUCAUCACCAUGUUCGGCUGGUUCGCCAUGGUCAUCAUCUACGUGAUCUGCUACGUCCGGCACAAUCGAGAGGACACCUGCAGGCAUGUGGAUUACCUGCAGUCCCUGCCGAGCACCCAGGACCAUGCAGAGACCACCAGCACCGCCCUGUAGAGCAGGACUGGGGCAUUCAGCUCCUUUGCAGGGAGCUGGUGGCAACCUGGUGGCCUUCAAAGCUUCUCCGUGGGAUUUUCCAGUGCUUGCUCCGGUCCUGCAAAUGAGUGCCACUGAUUUCACCCCUCCCCAGCUAUGCUGGGCUGAGCAUGAGCACAGGACACGGGGAGGGGUGUCAAGAACACCCCAUGCAGACCUGUCUACAGAGCUCAGGUUCCCAGGAGGACACCUCCCCUGCCCCCAGACCCCUAUUCCCUGCCUGGGCUGGGCUCGCAGGGAAAGCAGCCCCAGCCACGUGCUCACAGUCCACAUGGUUUGGAGACAACAAGCUCCCGCAAGGAGAUAGAUGAGGAUGGGGGUCUUGUGGAGGAGCCAGGAGGUCCCUGAAGCCUGGGCUGCAGAGCCUGGGUCGCUCUUUGCCUCAGGGUCAUCUCAUCCUGGCUCCAGUGAGGGACCAGCCUUGCACCAGCCUCAACGCGGCAUCUCGGCAGCUUCUGCCACUGGACAAAGCCCUCGGGGUCGGCACUGCCCUGGGAGCCGGGCGUCUCAGGGCAGCGGCUCUCGAUAGGGUUGCGCUUGUCCUAAUUCAAUCUCUCCCGAAGCAGACAAGCCUAAAUUCAAUGUAUCAGCUCAACUCCCAGCAGGUUAAACCCCCUCCACCUUCAGCCCAGCCUGCCUGGCGCUGGGGCCAGCUGGUCCAGUGGUGCCUCUGCGUCUCAGCGGGUACAUCUUGCCUUAUCUUGCCUGUCCUCAGGGCUGAAUUAAAGAUGCUGCUUAUGGCUCAGCACAAAGGAAGCAAAUUGAGUUCUACCUUAUUUCACAAGCAAGAAAUGGUCCUUUCCAGCAGGGCUGGGGGAGGAGGAAGCUCUCCUGGGCCUGCACCCUGGGGCGGCUCAGGCUGUGCUCCCCCUAUCCUUCUCCGGUGGGGCUGGCACCUCUUGCAGGCUCUCCCGGACCUGGGAAAAGGCAGCGGGAAUGGCGGGGAUGGGGAGAGGCUGAGCGAUGCUCUGCACCACUUGGGAGAGG